AUGUCUUCUUCCAACGCCAACCAGCAGAGAGAUAGAAUAUCUACACAGCAAUACCAAUGUGAUCAAUGUGUCUUGUUUUUUGAUAACUACCAGAAGCUGCAAAACCACAAGAGAAUUCACAGAGGAGAUUCAGCAACAAUGACUGAAAUUGACCAGUCUAUUCUGGAUGAUGUUGACAUGUACCAUGACGAAAAUGAUACUAGUAAUGAAGAUGAAUCUGUUAGCAAUUCAGAAUAUACUAUGGAGUCUAUGGAGCUUGAUAAUACUAUUUCAUAUAAGUGCGCAUGUAAUUUUGAGGACAGUGAGAGUGAAGCUCACAUUUACGACAGCAGCCGAAUCAGUACAAAUACUUUUACCAAGGCCGAGUUGAUGAACCAUGACGAUAUAAUGAUGGAACCUGGGGCUAAGAUCAGUCAUGGCGAAACUGUUGAUGCUUUGCUCAAGUCAAAGUCAAGUGUCAAGGGCCAUGAGUAUGAUGUCUGCUCUAGUGGUUGUCGAUUGUAUGGCAUUAAUGACGACCAGGAAUCUUGUGUUAACUGCAGCAAACCGCGAUACAAGACUGAUCCCGAUCAAAGUCAGACACCAGCUGCCAGUAUGAAACUUAUGUCAGUUGGGGAUAUGCUUUCUCAAAUGUUGGCAGAUCCAGCCACAAGAGAACUCCUCUGUUACAGAGCAAACCGGGAAUCUGUAGCUGGUCAGCUAACCGACAUUUUUGAUGGUGACAAUUACAAGCAGUUGGUGCAGCAGGGCCUGUUCUCCAAUCCCGAUGAUAUUGCUAUUGGGCUUUAUACCGAUGGACCCAUCCAUCAGAAGCCAACUCAUUUGGACUCCUUUCUAAUACCCAUCAUCAAUGAAUUGCGAGAUCUUGAGGCACAUGGCUUGGUUGUCAAGCACAAUGGAGUGGAGCUUUGCAGAUCCAAGGUCUAUCUUCUGCUUGCUUCUGGCGAUAUUCCAGCUGUAGCUGAUAUGGCCCACAUUGGUUCCCAUACAAGUUUAUUUGGUUGCCGUUUUUGUGAGACCAAAGGCAAAUGCCCUACUAACAGACGGCAUGGCAUGUACUUUGAUGACAUUUCCGCCCGGUUAAGACCUUUGGAAGACUUCAAAGUAGGCAGCCCUUCGAAGAACAUAUACCAGCCGAGCAUAUAUACCCAACUCUCAACCUUCUCUGGAUCAUCAUUUUUUGCAUUAGAUGAACUUCAUUUAAUUGCAAGAGGGAUUGGAAAGCUUGUGUAUGACCUGAUUACCGUCACUCUCACAAAGGAAACCAAAUUUUAUUAUACCCAUCCAGACAAUACCCUCAAUACCACCGAAUACCCUUUUCAUAUACCAAGAGCAGACCUUGUAACAAUCGGAAACUGUAUUACCAGCUCACGAAAAUAUAUACCUACCUCAUUUCAAGGCAGUUUCGACAACGUAUUUGCCAAGAUCGAUGGUACUCGCGCAGUGGACUGGCUUGACUUUCUCUUAUACCUUGUCCCCACUUUGGUCGUGCCUUAUUUACCAAAUAGGGCUGUCAAAACAGCUCUAUUAUCUCUCGUGAAAGGUUGCGCGCUUGUCUUGCAAUGGACGUUGACAUCAGAAUUGCUUGAUGAGAUGGAGUCAUACUUCAAGCACUGGCACUCGUUUUUAUACCAACAAGUCCAGAAUAAUACCCUGUCUCGUAGUGUUUUCCGACCAGUGCAACAUUACCUGGUCCAUAUACCCUAUAUCAUCAAGCAGCAAGGCCCCCUGCGAUGCUACUCCACUCACUCAAUGGAGAGACGAUUUGCGAUUCACAAUUAUACCAGCACGGCAAUCAGCAUCUGUGAUGAAAUCAACCUCAUUUGGCCAAAGCCAUAUGGAAGAGAGAGCUACAUGGACCUUCCUAAUGAUCCUAGUGGCGCGCAGUUGUGGGAGCCGUUUCAUCAGUUUGUUAAUUUGAAUGAUGAUUUGGUGGAAGGUGUAGGCGGCCCUAGUGUGAAGGAAGCUUUAUUGAAAUACUACCGGAGAACAACAGGCUUGACUGGCCACGAGUUUGGUGACUCUGUUGUUGUUGUAGCUGCACGUCUGUGGAUGGACUCGACUGUAUAUUCCUCAUGCAUGUACCGAAGAAAGAAAAACGAGACCAGCCGUGGCAACCAUUACGUGAUGUUUACUUGCCCCUAUAGAAACAACCAUAAUAUAAUUGUUCACAGCUGGCUCGUCGGUACAGUACAGUUCUACUUUCAGCAUGUAGAUUUCUAUGGCUUCCCACACUUUCUUGCUUUCGCGGAGGUCAUGAAGGAACAUGACGCGGCUAGUCAUGACUCAUCAGUACCUAUCGUCAAACAACAGUCACAAAGCACCCAUACACUAGGCCACCAAACGCAACCGACUUAUGCAGUUAUAAGUGUAAAUGACAUUUGUCAUCAAGUUGGUCUGGUCCAAUACCCACCGAAUGGAAACCAGUUUUAUGUAAUCGCGCCCUAUUAUAUCUUUAACAACAACAUGCGCAUUACUAAAGGCAAUCUUUCCAUUCUGUAA
Messenger RNA from Phycomyces blakesleeanus NRRL 1555(-), 2502 nucleotides. Its product is annotated as C2H2-type zinc finger transcription factor. The record is from RefSeq and is a predicted model, not a curated record. Lineage: Eukaryota; Fungi; Mucoromycota; Mucoromycetes; Mucorales; Phycomycetaceae. Bases 1 to 2502 code for a protein of 833 amino acids. The transcript is spliced from 10 exons.